UCUCGGACGCCUAUCCUAAUCAAGUCGUGAUUUUCCUAAGCCAACCCAUCAACAUCGGGGUUUUCCUCUACUAAAUUGACGACGUUCAAUUUGGUACAAUUUUUUACAUACAAAUUCGGCACAUUUGACACGAGACUUCAUCAUUCCAAUAUGCAUUGACACUUACAAUUAGCGAUCGCAAUUACAAAAUCGUUAGUCUGUAUCUGCUAAUCUGUCUGUAUGGUUAUCAUUUUAUGGGGCACCUCGCCAUAGAAACGGUGUCAAUUAAUCGUGUUAGACAAGCAUAGACACACGAGAACUUAAAGUUGGUAGUCAAGGUUCCAAGUUACUGCGGUUUCAUGAAGGACAGCUACGGAAUUAAAAUAAAUCAGACCCGAAAAAAGUGGACUUUGAAAAUACUGAGGUCAAGUCAACACGAGACAUCAACAAUAAAAUAAUUCUACAGUUGAGCACAACUUGACCACUCAACUCGUGCAAUUCAUCUUGAUUCGGGAUGCCAGAGAAAGAUGGCGACACGACGGGUGGACCUGGCCCGCCACUUGAAACCAGACCAGAGGUUCCCCCGGAUGGAAGGGGUGCGAGUGCAGAGUCGCUCCUCGUGCCGGGCGACAGUGACGAGAAUGUGAACAAGGAGAAGAGUUUGAACAAGUGGCAUGACUUCGAGUCCCAAUACUCUCUCGCAAUGGAACAGUCGGCGAUCAUCGAACGAGAAACGUGGGGUUCGCAGCUUGAGUUCCUCAUGUCUUGCAUUGCCAGUGCUGUCGGUCUCGGAAACAUUUGGCGAUUUCCAUUCAUCGCCGGUCAGAACGGGGGUGGGGCCUUUCUGUUUCCAUACAUCAUCGUUCUGUUCGUCAUUGGUCGACCCAUGUACAUGAUGGAACUGGGGUUGGGACAAUUCGUGUCUGGAGGUCCUGUGAAAAUUUGGGAAAUGGCCCCUGGCUUCAGAGGUGUAGGAUACACUGCGACAUUUGCGUCUUUCUUACUUGGCUCCUUCUACAGUUGUAUCAUGGGGUGGGCUUUCUCGUAUAUGAUCUACUCAUUCUUCCCCACUUUGCCCUGGGAUAGGGAUACCUGGUCACCUGUCGGCCUUAACAAAGUCUCUGUCGACAAAGAUCCAGGAGCGUUUUUUGGAUAUGGACAUUUGGGAGAAGUAGUAGGAAAUCCUAAUCACACUCAGUUCCGUAGAGGCAAAGGGCUUGAUGGUCCUCCCGUAUUUGCCACAGCUAUGGGGCUAUUGGUCAGUUGGUGCAUUAUAUGGGCCAGCAUGUUUGCUGGCAUGUCCGGUUCGGGAAAGGUUGCGUAUUUCACCGCGUUGUUCCCUUAUGUCGUCCUCUUUGUCCUUUUGAUUGGCGGCGCCACGUUGCCAGGAGCAUGGAGAGGCUUAAAGUUUUUCUUUACACCAGAUUUCGCAAAGAUUGUGACACCAAAAGCGUGGUUUCAAGCAGUGGGACAGUGCUUCUUCUCAUUAGGAAUCACCUUUGGGGGCUGCAUCAUGUUUUCCUCAUUUAACAAGUUUCAUCAUAAGCUUGGCAGGGACAUCAUUAUCAUUGGAAUAAUGGACACCUUUACAAGUAUGUUGGCAGGAACUUGCCUCUUCAUGCUUUUGGGCCACUUGGAGGAGCAAAAUCUAGGUAAGCUCGAAAACAACAAGACUGUGGAGAACUAUUCGGACUCCGCCGGUGCAGGAAUGGCAUUUGCUGUUUUCCCCAAUGUACUCGAAGCAUUUAAACCUUAUCCUUUGCCGAAUAUAUUCUCCUUCCUCUUUUUCUUCAUGAUCGUGGUUCUGGCCGUAGGAAGUGCAAAUGGGAUAAUUGGAGCCAUUGUGACCGUCAUCUGUGAUGCUUUUCCUAAAUGGAAGAGAAAAAUAGUCCUCACUUCCCUGUGCGUAUUCUCAUUCUUCAUUGGAUUGUUGUACACUUGCAGAGCGGGAGGCCACAUAAUUGACAUUGUGGACAAGUUCGGGACGGAACAAGUUGUUUACAUGUUGGCAAUUUUCGAAACUGUGGCAAUCGCCUACGUAUACGGGCUAAAGAAUCUCUGCAACGACUUUGAGUUCAUGUUAGGGUACCAUUUGAGCUGGUAUUGGAUCAUCAGUUGGGCAAUUGUUCCAGUCUUGUUGGUAGUCAUCUUUAUCAGCUACAUGGCUACCUGGAAACCUUUCUAUGGUCAUCCACUUGUUGCAAUCAUUUGUGGAUGGUUAUUGACUUUCGCUGCAUGGCUCAUACUUCCAACCGUAAUGGUCCUAGUCAUCUGGACAAGGAAAUCUCGAUCCAUUGUCAAGAGAAUCAAGGCGAGUUUCUGCCCCACCAGGAAAUGGGGUCCGAAAGAUCCUGCCGUGCGUGAAGCUUGGCGACGAUGGAAGAAGACCAGACCCACGGAAUUUGCCUUUACGUCGGAAAUUAUGAAGGCGUUGGGUCUGCGGAAAGACGAAUUGCCCGGAAACACCCAAGCCUACUGGUCAGACCCCAACGAGUCGAUGUAUCAGCCGGACUCAAAAAUGCCGUCCUCCACGGAUGUUGUGACCCCGUCGGAACAACAGUCUGGCCCUGUCACCGAACCACCUCCCACCUGAUCACCCACUUUCUCCUCGCUAAUAAUAUGCUGCAAAAUUAUAAUGAAUGAAUUGUUAAUAUUUGUCGUACUGAAUCUUUUCAUCAAGCACAAAAUUUUAAAGCGACUCAAUGUAUAAAGCGCAAUAAUAUGGUCAAUUUCGUAAAUAAAAUGCGCAAUGCGUUUUUCAUUCAAUUUUCA
This is a messenger RNA of Folsomia candida, 2751 nucleotides long. RefSeq names its product sodium-dependent nutrient amino acid transporter 1. Gene Ontology annotation, biological process: sodium ion transmembrane transport. Lineage: Eukaryota; Metazoa; Arthropoda; Collembola; Entomobryomorpha; Isotomidae. Gene Ontology annotation, cellular component: membrane. The record is from RefSeq and is a predicted model, not a curated record. Gene Ontology annotation, molecular function: L-amino acid transmembrane transporter activity. The transcript is spliced from 18 exons. Bases 494 to 2572 code for a protein of 692 amino acids.